AUGAGCAUCGUCGCUGGCCGGGAAGUUACGAUGCUGGAGAUGGGAAACAGGGUGCUCUGUUUCUAUCGCACCACAGCCGGGGCCACUAGCGAUGCUGGCAACGGCGGCGCGACGGUGAUCGUGCAGCCGAGAAGCAGCGGCAGCGGUGGAGAAGGAGGAGUCGGCGGUGUCACGGUUGGGAACAAGGGCAACCGCUGCGACCCAAGGGCAGGCAGCGAUGGUGGCGCGGUUGGGGGCAGUAGAGGCAGCAAUGGUGGCGCGGUUGGGGACAACGUCGCCAACGGUAGAAGGAGGGGGUUGGUCCGCUGGCCGGGAAGCAGCGGCUACGGUCCUUCUCGCUCGAGCAGGAUGGAGCAGCAAGGAGGGAAGACUGUUGGCCGAGGAGCAACAGCGACGGUGGUCACCGAUUGGAAAGCAGCGGCGACGAUGGGGCUCGCCGAAAGCAGGGGAAGCAAGGGCCCCUUUCGACCAAAUGGGCUUCGGAUGGGAGAAGAUGUGGUUGUGGUAGUUACGAUGCAACGAGGAGGGGAGGUUACUGGUUGA
Messenger RNA from Musa acuminata AAA Group (dessert banana), 543 nucleotides. RefSeq lists its product as uncharacterized. The transcript is spliced from 2 exons. Bases 1 to 543 code for a protein of 180 amino acids. The record is from RefSeq and is a predicted model, not a curated record. Lineage: Eukaryota; Viridiplantae; Streptophyta; Magnoliopsida; Zingiberales; Musaceae.